Molecule: messenger RNA, 2758 nt
Organism: Boleophthalmus pectinirostris (great blue-spotted mudskipper)
Lineage: Eukaryota; Metazoa; Chordata; Actinopteri; Gobiiformes; Gobiidae
Product: copine-3-like
Exons: 16
Coding region: 106-1737 (543 amino acids)
Biological process (GO): cellular response to calcium ion; ERBB2 signaling pathway
Cellular component (GO): plasma membrane
Molecular function (GO): receptor tyrosine kinase binding; calcium-dependent phospholipid binding
Source: RefSeq, a predicted model, not a curated record
GGUCUCAGCUGUUCUUGUCAGAUAAGCGUAAGUUACCAGUGAUACAUGAGACUGUCAAAUCCAACCCACAUUGUACACUUUUGUCCAUUUUAACAGUUUGUCCCCAUGGCUUCGUUUGGGCCCCCGACACCAGGGCCCAGUCCCACACAUUUCGCUACUAAAGUCGAGCUCACCAUCUCCUGUGAAAACCUCAUGGACAUGGACAUUUUCUCCAAGUCUGACCCUUUAUGCGCCCUGUACCUUAACACUACAGACUCCAACUGGUAUGAGUAUGGUCGGACAGAAAUGAUCCUGAACUGCCUGAAUCCAAAGUUUUCUAAGAAGUUUGUCCUGGAUUAUUACUUUGAGAUGGUGCAGAGGCUGAAGUUCUGCGUGUACGAUAUCGACAAUGACACCUACGACCUCGGUGACGAUGAUUUCCUGGGUGAACUGGAGCUCACUCUGGGUCAGAUAGUUUCCAGUAAACAGAUAACCAGACCUUUGUUACUACAAGAUCGGAGGCCAGCGGGUCACGGCACCAUCACAAUUUGUGCGGAGGAGAUCACCGACACAAGAAUCGCAAACUUCGAAGUGUCUGCACGAAGUUUGGACAAAAAAUAUUUGUGGUGGUCGGAUCCUUUUCUGGAGUUUUUCAAAGCGACAGAGCUGGGAUGGCAGCUGGCUCACAGAACAGAGGUGGUAAAAAACAAUCUGAAUCCAAUAUGGCGGCCGUUCCGGGUCUCGUUGCGAGCGCUGUGUGGAGGAGACGUGGAGAAGACCAUCAAGGUGGAUUGUUACGACCAUCACAUCAGCGGCUCUCAUUCUCUCAUCGGGAGCUUUAAAACCACACUGGCUGAACUGCAAGUCGCCACACACACUUCACCUGUUGAAUUUGAAUGUGUCAACCCCAAAAAACAGAGGAAGAAAGACUAUAAAAACUCUGGAGUUAUCUGUGUGAGACGCUGCCAGGUGGAGCGAGAGUUCACGUUUCUGGAUUUCAUCAUGGGCGGAUGUCAGUUUAACUUCACUAUCGCCAUAGACUUCACAGGGUCCAAUGGAGACCCCAGAACGCCCCAGUCUCUGCACUACAUAAACCCAGAAGGCUACAACGAAUACCUGGCUGCGAUUUGGGCCGUGGGCACCGUGAUCCAGGACUAUGACAGUACCAAGAUGUUUCCUGUGUUUGGAUUUGGAGCUCAGGUGCCUCCAUCUUGGCAGGUUUCUCACGAGUUUCCAAUAAAUUUUGAUGCUUCAAAUCCCUUCUGUGCAGGCAUUGAGGGCGUGGUGACGGCCUAUCAGCAGUGUCUCCCUCAGAUCAAACUCUGGGGUCCCACAAACUUCUCUCCGAUCAUAAACCACGUGUCCUGCUUCGCCCGACAGGCUCUGACACAGAACAUGGCGUCACAAUACUUCGUUCUCCUGAUCAUCACUGACGGCGUGAUCACAGACAUGGACCAGACGCGCACCGCCAUCGUGAACGCCUCUCAUCUGCCCAUGUCCAUCAUCAUCGUGGGCGUGGGCGGAGCCGACUUCAGCGCCAUGGAGUUCCUCGACAGCGACGACCGACUGCUGCGAGCUCCCAACCACGAGGUCGCCGCCAGAGACAUCGUUCAGUUUGUGCCAUUCAGACAGUUUCAGGGAAACAGCGUGGCGUUGGCUCAGAGCGUCUUGGCUGAGCUUCCAGAUCAAGUGACGUCUUUUUUCAACUCGUACAAACUCAAACCUCCAAACACCUACAACCAGCCCGAGCCUUUAUAAACUGACUUUUACUGUUUAACUGUUAAAUACCCUACCUCAUUCACUUGCUGUUUAACACACUACACACUGCUUCUACUGUGAAAGAUCAGUCUGUCUAAGCCUUAAAGCGUUUGGUAGAGGCUCCGUCAAAUGCUUUUCUUCGUGGAGAUGUUAUUGCUUUGUCUGGAAUGUUUCACAGUGUGGCAUUAAACCUUUCAAUCGUCAUGGAAACCUGUGGAGAGGCAACACCGUCUGUUUUUCGAUGGUAUUUUUGAGCUAAAAUAAUCACCUGUAAUUGAAUAAAUGUAAUGUAGAGCUGUUUAAUGCCAUACUGUGGGACAUUCCAGGCAGAGCAGUAACAUACGGUAUCCAUAGAAACAAGCAGGUGACGGAUCCCGAACCAGAAAGUUACACAGUGCACGUUUAACUGUGUCUAAAUAUAACAUGUGCUAAGCUUUCUUAAAAGGUACACUCUGUAACUUUUCUGGUGGAGGGUCCAGUACCUGCCUGUUUCCAUGGGGAUGUUGAUCAGAAUCUUCCACACUACGGCAUUAAACUUGCCUAUCUUGCAUUUAUUGUUGUUAGUAGCUUUAAAAACAUGCAUUCGUACUGAGAGCGGUGUCACCUCUCCACAGUUCUGACCUGUAACUCGGCCUUGGUGGCGUUACCUGCUCGUUUCCAUGGAGAUAUAGAUGGAAAUGUAUGUCGUAUUAAAGGGACAUUAUGUAAUUUUUCUGAUAGAGAGUCUACCAGCCGAGUGUAUCCAUGGAUAUAGAGAGAUUUAAUGCUCUAGUGUGGAGUAUUCACGGCAAAGCAAUGACAUUUCUAUAAGGCCAAGCAGAUGAUGGACCGACCAGCUGAAAAGUUACAUAAUGCACCUUUAAUUUGAUACACAUUUUCACCUCAAAUAAACGUACAGAUAUACUAAUAGCUGUACUUCUACUUUUGCCAUUUUAGUGUAUUAGUCAUAAUCUUAUAACAUGUGUAAUGUUAUUAAAUGUGUAUUGCUGUAUUUAGUUACUAUAAAUUCUCAUUAACGGAA